ACGGAGCGCUGCCGCGGGCGCCCCAUGGCCGCGACGGGGCGCCGGAGGAUGCGCCGCCGGUGAACCGCCCCACCACCCCCCCCCCGCGGAUUUACCGGCUGCUCUCGCGCUUUCCCACCACCACCGCACACCCCCCGCCGGCUUCUCCCGGUGCCCCCCCCCUCGCCGGGGUGGGGGGGGGAAGCGCCUCGACCCCCGGGCUGGCGGCCCCCGGCGGCCCCGGGCGCGGCGAGCGGCGGCGGGCAGGGGCUCGGGGCAGCAGCCGCCGCCGCGGGGCCGCGCUCCGCCCGCGCCGGCCGUAACGGGGCCGGGGCCGCCGCCGGGGGCCGCUCCCGGCUCUGCCCGCUCCUGCCGGCCCCUGCCUUGGGACUUACCUCACUCCUCCGCCACUCCUCAGGACGAUAACGCGGAGACACGGGCUGCCACCAUGCCUGACUCGCCAGCUGACGUGAAGACGCAGUCCAGGUCCACGCCGCCCAGCAUGCCUCCGCCGCCGCCAGCCGUCACGCAGGGAGCCACGCGCCACCCCUCCUUCAUGCCAAACACCAAUCGAGACGCUGGCCCUCCGACGUUUCUGCCUCGCGGCCGUUUUCAUGGUUGCUUGAAAUGGUCGAUGGUCUGUCUUUUGAUGAACGGGAGCAGCCACUCACCAACUGCUAUCAAUGGGGCACCGUCCACCCCCAAUGGAUUCAGCAAUGGGCCAGCCACCUCCUCCACUGCCUCCCUCUCCACCCAUCAGCUCCCGCCAGCCUGCGGUGCCCGUCAGCUCUCCAAGCUCAAGCGCUUCCUCACCACGCUGCAGCAGUUCGGCAAUGACAUCUCCCCCGAGAUCGGGGAGCGGGUGCGCACGCUCGUCCUGGGACUUGUGAAUUCCACACUCACCAUCGAGGAGUUUCACGCCAAGCUCCAGGAGGCCACCAACUUCCCGCUGCGACCCUUCGUCAUCCCCUUCCUCAAGGCCAAUCUGCCGCUGCUGCAGCGGGAGCUGCUGCACUGCGCCCGCAUGGCCAAGCAGACCCCGGCCCAGUACCUGGCCCAGCACGAGCAGCUGCUGCUGGAUGCCAAUGCCUCUUCUCCCAUCGACUCCUCCGAGCUGCUCCUGGAGGUGGGCGAGAGCGGCAAGAGGAGGACGCCAGACAGGACCAAAGAGAACGGUUUGGACCGAGACCCUCUGCACCCUGAGCACCUCAGCAAGCGGCCGUGCACCAUGAGCCCGGCGCAGCGCUACAGCCCCAGCAACGGGCUGAGCCACCCGCCCAACGGGCUGGGGCACCCCCCUGCCGCUCCCCCCCUGCCCCAGCACUACCGCCUGGAGGACAUGGCCAUGGCACACCACUACCGUGAUGCCUACCGUCACCCCGACCCCCGGGAGCUCCGGGAGCGCCAGCGGCCCGCCGCGGUGCAUGGGACACGGCAGGAGGAGGUGAUCGACCACCGUCUCACCGACCGGGAAUGGGCAGAGGAGUGGAAACACCUCAACAAUCUGCUGAACUGCAUCAUGGAUAUGGUGGAGAAGACGCGCCGGUCGCUGACGGUGCUGCGGCGGUGCCAGGAGGCCGACCGCGAGGAGCUCAACCACUGGAUCCGGCGCUACAGCGAUGUCGAGGACAUGAAGAAAGGCAGCCCCCCUUCCGCCCGCCCUCACAACAGCUCCUCUGCCUCUGAGGCACCCCAGUUAGAUGCUCACCGGGAGUUCACACCGCGGCCGCUCUCCGGGUACAUGCCGGAGGAGAUCUGGAGGAAGGCUGAAGAAGCUGUGAACGAGGUGAAGCGUCAGGCCAUGUCUGAGCUGCAGAAGGCCGUGUCGGAUGCUGAGCGGAAAGCCCACGAGCUGAUCACAACAGAGCGAGCCAAGAUGGAACGAGCCUUGGCCGAGGCCAAGCGCCAGGCUUCAGAGGAUGCCCUGACAGUCAUCAAUCAGCAGGAGGACUCCAGCGAGAGCUGUUGGAACUGCGGGCGCAAAGCGAGCGAGACCUGCAGCGGCUGCAACACUGCCCGCUACUGCGGCUCCUUCUGCCAGCACAAGGAUUGGGAGAAGCACCACCACGUCUGCGGGCAGACUCUGCAAGGGCUGCCAGCCCCUGCCACCCCCACUGCUGGCGUGGGCCUGCCACCGGGUCCGUGCCAGCCCGAUGGGGUGGCCACCAUCGCCAGCAGCCCCAGCGAGACAGGCUCGGCGGCCGCUUCCCGUGCCGGCACACCGGCCACCCCAGCUCCGCUGGAGAGCGCAUCCCGCUGAGCCGCCCUCGGACUGCUGCCGCCGCCGCCGCCACCGCUGCUGCUGCUACCACCGCUCUCCAAAAGACACAGACUGCACUCGAUGCAAUUUCCUCAGCUACCUGACUCGUAUGACCUCCGAAACGACCUCUCUAGCUCUCACAAAUAAUCCUCACGGAUCCUCAAACUGGGCUUUAAGUGGAGUUAAGGCAAAUACCGGUCUUCUCUGUUCUUUCUUCGGUCUUUGUUUUGGCUUUUUUUGGUUGGUUUUCUAUCGGUUGGGGGAUUGUUGUUUGGUUUUUUGUUGGUUUUUUUGAGGUUUUUCUCUUUUUUUUUUUUUUUUACUUUCUGGAUGAGGGAUUUCACUGCAGCCUCGCCAUGCGGUGACAUGGGAAGAGGCUGGCCUGGCCCACAUCGGCACUGCUGAGGGGGCUCACCUGCAGGAGGAAAGAAACUUCUUUUAUUCAUCUCUCUCUUCCUUUUUUUUUUUCUUUUUUCCUUUUUUUUUUUUUGUAAAAAAAAAAAAAUAAAGACAAUAAAAAAGAAAACGUCGGACUCUUUGGCUUUAAGUAAGAAAUUGUAAAAAAAAAAGAAAAAAAAAAGAAAAAAAAAAAGAAAAAUCCAAAAACCAGACGACACCAAGUCAAGCCGCGUGAUGGACGCUCACCUGUAACUACCUUGCUAGCUAGCCAAGAACAGACCAGACUCACCUCUGCUCCAAAGGAAAUCCAAAACCAAGGAAGAUCCAAACGUCUCUCCACUGCCAAAGUUCGUUUCGUUCUGUUGUCGCUUCCUUCCCCUCCCUGCAAGGAUGGACGGACGCACCCUCGGGGCUUUAAAGAGUUUCUAUUAAAAUAAAGCAAAAGAAAAAAAAAGGUGUUUUUUUAAAA
Molecule: messenger RNA, 3107 nt
Organism: Cuculus canorus (common cuckoo)
Lineage: Eukaryota; Metazoa; Chordata; Aves; Cuculiformes; Cuculidae
Gene: CBFA2T3
Product: CBFA2/RUNX1 partner transcriptional co-repressor 3
Exons: 12
Coding region: 428-2239 (603 amino acids)
Biological process (GO): negative regulation of DNA-templated transcription; DNA-templated transcription
Cellular component (GO): nucleus
Molecular function (GO): transcription corepressor activity
Source: RefSeq, a predicted model, not a curated record